AUGACGUAUAAAUCGCGCUGGACAAUCAACAUCCCAGACAUCCAUUUAGCCUCUCUUCUCCUCAAGUCCCCCACAGCACCUCUCUCCAAAACACACAAGUGCUAUCUCGAAGCAGCGCGCCCAGAAACCCACUACCUCACCAGCCAUGAUCUCCGCCUCUGGAGCCAGCGGCUCGCCGCCGGCCUACGCAAAUCCGGACUUCAGCCAGGAGACCGCGUCCUCCUCUUCUCAGGCAACGACCUCUUCUUCCCCGUAGUUUUCCUGGGCGUGAUAAUGGCGGGAGGAAUCUUCACCGGCGCGAAUCCAACCUACGUAGCCCGCGAACUAGCCUACCAACUCCAGGACAGCGGCGCCACAUACCUAAUCUGCGCGAGCAGCAGUCUAGAAACCGGCCUAGAAGCCGCGAAGCAAGCCAAUCUACCGCAUGACCGCAUCUUCGCCUACGACAACUCCAUCUACGACGGCGUCACAAACCCGCAAAAGGGCUGCGCAUACUGGAGCAACCUCCUCGCCUCGCCAGAAGAAGGCCGCGCCUUCAUCUGGGACGAGCUAAACACACCAACUCUUUCGUCGCGCACACUAGCACUCAACUACUCCAGCGGCACAACGGGCCGGCCCAAAGGCGUCGAGAUCUCGCACAAGAACUACGUCGCCAAUAUGCUCCAGUACUGUCACACGGCAAGCCUGAACCCGGACUACAAGGCGCGUCUUGAGCGCGCCCGAUGGCUGUGCUUCCUACCUAUGUACCACGCGAUGGCGCAGAAUAUAUUCAUUGCGGCGGCGCUGUACCGUGCCACGCCGGUGUAUAUCAUGUCCAAGUUUGACUUUGUCAAGAUGUUGGAGUAUACGGAGAAAUUCCGGAUUACGGAUUUUAUUCUCGUGCCGCCGGUUGUUGUUGCGUUGGCGAAGCAUCCUGCUGUGAAGCAGUAUGAUUUGAGUAGUGUGGAGUUGGUUGGGAGUGGUGCUGCACCGUUGGGGAGGGAGGUUUGUGAGGAGGUUGAGAAGUUGUGGCCUCCCGGGAAGAUUAAUAUUAAACAGGGCUGGGGGAUGACUGAGGCGACUUGCUCAGUCACGGGAUGGAAUCCUACUGAAAUCAGUACUUCUGCAUCUGUCGGUGAGCUCAAUGCCAAUUGUGAGGCGAAGAUCAUGUCACUUGAUGGAUCAGAGGUGAAAGAACGAAACUCUCGUGGUGAGUUGUGGGUUCGCGCUCCUAAUGUCAUGAAAGGCUACUGGCGCAACGAGAAGGCCACUAAAGAGACCAAAACUGAGGAUGGCUGGCUCAAGACGGGGGAUAUUGCGUUUGUGGAUGAUCAUGGCAAAUUCCAUGUUGUGGACCGAAUGAAGGAAUUAAUCAAAGUCAAAGGCAACCAGGUGGCCCCUGCGGAAUUGGAGGCUCUUCUACUUGAACAUCCAGCGAUAUCAGAUGUCGCAGUGAUCGGAGUUGUCAUCAAUAACGAUGAGCGUCCUCGCGCAUAUGUGGUGCUCAGACCGGGCCAAUCCGCCACCGCCAACGAGAUCGCGCAUUUCUUGGACAACAAGGUCUCCGCGUUCAAGCGGAUUACCGGCGGAGUUGUAUUCCUCGAUGCGAUACCGAAGAAUCCAUCGGGCAAGAUUCUUCGCAUGAAAUUGCGCGAGCAGUCCAAGGAGGAGCUGAAGAGUGUCACCGCUAAACUUUAG
This is a messenger RNA of Penicillium samsonianum, 1677 nucleotides long. Its product is annotated as acyl--CoA ligase. The transcript is spliced from 4 exons. The record is from RefSeq and is a predicted model, not a curated record. Gene Ontology annotation, molecular function: CoA-ligase activity. NCBI's taxonomy places the organism in Eukaryota, Fungi, Ascomycota, Eurotiomycetes, Eurotiales, Aspergillaceae. Gene Ontology annotation, biological process: secondary metabolic process. The coding region runs from base 1 to 1677 and encodes 558 amino acids.